Molecule: messenger RNA, 799 nt
Organism: Trichomycterus rosablanca
Lineage: Eukaryota; Metazoa; Chordata; Actinopteri; Siluriformes; Trichomycteridae
Gene: cav4a
Product: caveolin 4a
Exons: 3
Coding region: 1-540 (179 amino acids)
Biological process (GO): regulation of cytosolic calcium ion concentration; caveola assembly; cell differentiation
Cellular component (GO): focal adhesion; sarcolemma; caveola
Molecular function (GO): molecular adaptor activity
Source: RefSeq, a predicted model, not a curated record
AUGAUGCAGAGUACGCCCGCGGCUGAGACGGAGAUCGACCUCGGGGACGACGAGGACAGCCAGGACAGCGAGGAGGAGCAGCCGUGGAAGACCCAGCUGGAGACGGUGAUGGAGGAAGAGGAGGAAGAGGCCUCGACACAGAGCGACACCAGGCCGUUAAUCAACGAGAGAGACCCGCGCCAGAUUAACGAAUGCCUCAAGGUGAGUUUUGAGGAUGUGAUAGCUGAGCCGGUAUCGGUGAGAAGUGGAGAUCGGGUUUGGAUCUGGAGCACCACGUUGUUUGAGGUAGCCCGUGUUUGGUUCUACCGCAUCAUCACGCUGCUUCUCGCCGUACCCUUCUCCAUCAUCACUGGUGUGAUCUUUGCUUUGCUCAGCUGCCUUCACAUCUGGUUCUUCACUCCGUGUGUAAAGGUGGUGUUCAUUAACACGGGGUGGUUGAAGACACUAUGGAGCAGCGUCAUGGACAUCUUCAUCCUGCCCGUCUUCCACAGCGCCGCCAAGUGCUGCAGCAGCAUCAGCGUACAGCUGUUACAUAAAUAAAAUCUCUCAAGGACCAUAAUUUUUUACAUUAUUUUUAAAAUGAGCAGAGAAGAGUCAGGCACAUGGUGAAUGAACUCCGUGAAUGAACUCUGUGGAGAACGAGACUGGAUUGGCGCAGGACAAGACACAAAUCCUGGCUGAUUAUUGUAAAUUUGAUUACUAGAAAGAACUGACUUACAUGAUGGGUGCAUCUGAUUUGAGUUUUGUCAAGAAAUAAAUCUUGUUUAUGUGUUUUUGUAUUUUUUUUUAAAUAAAUCAU